AUGGCAUGUCGCGAGCUUUCACCCAAAGAAGGUUAUCACGAAGAGCUGCCCGCUGCCACUUGUGCCGCGUGCCGCGCGCGCCCAAGUCAGUCCUGUCACGUCAGUGCCGCCGACUGUCUCGCCGGCGAUGACAGCCCGCGACUGAAUUGUUCCGCGCCACUUGUGACGCGCGUCGCCGCGUCUUCGUUUAUUUCGGUGGUGCAACGUUAUCGAUUGCCCGCCAAACGGCCGCCUGACACAAGACGUCCAAUAUCUCAAACGGACGACGCUGGAACUCACUGUCGGCGUGUC
Messenger RNA from Iphiclides podalirius (scarce swallowtail), 291 nucleotides. The record is from the annotation of a GenBank genome assembly. NCBI's taxonomy places the organism in Eukaryota, Metazoa, Arthropoda, Insecta, Lepidoptera, Papilionidae.